UCACCUCCUGGGAGGACCUGGUCGGUGCUGCAGAAGAUCCAAUCGUUCGAGGAGAUGGUGAGGCGGAGGUGCAGCUGGAAGGAGGAGGCUCGGUGCCUGCCUUCGGCCUCGGACGUAGGCCUUAGCGACACAGCGGGCGGCCUGGGCCCAGGCUCAGGCUCAGACUCAGACUCGGGCCCAGUCUCCAGCUCAGGGUCAGUCCCAGGCCUAGGCCCAGGUGGCAGACAGCAUUCCCGGCAUUCGGAAGGGCUGAGGGAGCUUGGCUGUCCCCUUCCGCUCGGUGAGGGAGAGUCCCAGGACACGACAGUAUCCCUCGGGCUGACAGCGUCGAGCCCCCUCAGUGAGUCCCCACAAUGCGAGGUGGUCAUUUCUCCAUUCCUCAGCUCUGAUGACGAGGCCUCACUCUCUGACAGCUCAGCGGUCAACAGCAACAGUGAUGUGGUCCUUCUGGACAAGAGUUACUCCAUCAGUCUGGCUGAACUCAGAGACUGCGGGAUAGAGUUGAGGGAGGAUGGGCAGAAGGGCGAGCAGUGGAAUCACUCAGCCUCCCUCCGCUCCAACCUGUCCUCAAUGUCAGUGGUCUCACUCAUUCCCAACGACGAACUGGAGAGACUCUUGUCUGAGGUCAAGGGGCUGGAAGAGGAAUCGAUCCAGUGUCCUGAGGAUGUUCGGGUGGUGGUGCUCCAUAAGGAUGAGGGCACAGGCCUCGGAUUCAGCAUCGCCGGUGGGCAGGACCACACCAACAGGAUGGUGACCGUUCACAAAGUCUUUCCGAACGGCCUGGCCGCUCAGGAGGGGACCAUCGAGCGAGGGGAUGAGGUCCUUUCCAUUAACGGGAACCUCCUGAAGGACAUCAGCCACAGUGAGGCCCUGUCUCACCUCCACAAAGUCAGGCCUUCCAAGCAGGCUAUCGUCGUGAUCCGCAAGGUGCCCGAGUCGGAGAGAGCCACCCCGUGUAGGGAGAGGUCCACGGCCAGAUGCCACUGGCCGGCAGCGAUGUGCCAGGUACCACCACCGUGAGUCUGUUUUGAGUCUUGCUGUGUGCGUUUCCCUCUCCUUCAGUUGGGGGGGGAGGUCUGGACCAA
Molecule: messenger RNA, 1085 nt
Organism: Stegostoma tigrinum
Lineage: Eukaryota; Metazoa; Chordata; Chondrichthyes; Orectolobiformes; Stegostomatidae
Product: pro-interleukin-16-like
Exons: 4
Coding region: 55-1020 (321 amino acids)
Biological process (GO): induction of positive chemotaxis; leukocyte chemotaxis
Molecular function (GO): CD4 receptor binding; cytokine activity
Source: RefSeq, a predicted model, not a curated record